Messenger RNA from Exophiala spinifera, 645 nucleotides. RefSeq lists its product as uncharacterized. The record is from RefSeq and is a predicted model, not a curated record. Bases 1 to 645 code for a protein of 214 amino acids. Lineage: Eukaryota; Fungi; Ascomycota; Eurotiomycetes; Chaetothyriales; Herpotrichiellaceae. The transcript has a single exon.
AUGGACUAUACAGCGUAUGCCAGUGCUGCUGAUCCGAAUUACCAAAAGUCUUUGACCAGCAGGAGCCAGUCAAAGGUCAAGUUCAGUGCGACCUUCCCCCACAAGUAUUGCUCAGUCAAUCCGAGGCAGCCUGAUGGUCCUUUUGUUCUCAAGUUCUCAAUCAAAGCUGAAGGGGAUCGUUGUAUUAUGAUCAACACAGUCGCGCCCAUCGUUGGGCUGCAGUCAGUCAUCGAUCGAGACAUCCUGAGUGGAUUACCAUGCAUCGUCGUCCGAGAGCUCCAUUGUCAGGGCCAUCCUCGAAAUCAACCAGUCUUCUCCCUCAAACUAGACGUGUUCUACUUGGAUGAAUAUCACAGACGCGAGGAGCUCUCACCUCCUGAUUUCAACCCGAAGGACUUUGCAAUCCUUGGUCCAGAAGGAUACGAGGGCGAAUACAUAUUGAACCAGCCUUUUGAAUUCCUUCAGUCGAGAGUGGCGUGUGGAAUCAUGUCACCCGGGAGGAGCUAUCACUUGGACACAGGACCUCUGAACGCGACUUGUUACAAAUGCAACGACGGAUCAUGUCCAGACCAUCAACCACGAAUAAAGACCGUACCAGUCGAACUUGAUUCGUUUACGAUGCCUGUGUUCAGUUUGACAGAUUAA